Schistocerca cancellata (South American locust) is the source of this 2169-nucleotide messenger RNA. Its product is annotated as cholecystokinin receptor-like. The record is from RefSeq and is a predicted model, not a curated record. Gene Ontology annotation, biological process: neuropeptide signaling pathway. Gene Ontology annotation, cellular component: membrane. The transcript has 10 exons. Gene Ontology annotation, molecular function: gastrin receptor activity; neuropeptide receptor activity. Bases 1 to 1839 code for a protein of 612 amino acids. NCBI's taxonomy places the organism in Eukaryota, Metazoa, Arthropoda, Insecta, Orthoptera, Acrididae.
AUGGGACUCGGGGCAAGUAAGGAUAGCAACCUGCUUCCCUGGUACUUUAAAUAUGAUACUGGCAACAAUCAGAGCAAAAUGCCUCGGACCUUUGGAGGUGACGGAGUCCCACCUCUAACUGACAAACCAGGGACUCCUAAGAUACGACUUGGCAAGCAAAUAGUAAUGAGAUGGGGAGCUAUUAAUAUCAAUGGGGGCUACUCUGGGAAGAAGGUAGAGCUGGCAGAGGCUGCAAGUAAGAUGGGGCUGGACGUUUUAGCUGUUAGUGACAUCCGGGUAAGGGGUGAGAAAGAGGAAGUGGGAGAAUACAAGGUCUACCUGUCAGGAGUCAAAGCAGGAAUAGCACAAUGGGGUGUAGGGCUUUACAUCAGGAAAGAAAUGGAACCCAGCGUAGUUGCAAUAAGCCGUUCGCAGUACCAGCACAGCAAGGCCGUUUUGGUUAAUGUUACAGGGCCAGAUCAGUCAAUCAUCCAGACUGUUGCCCCUGCAACUACUGAAAAGGCUGCUGCCCCUCUUCAGGAACCACAUGCGGUGUCGGACCUGCUGCUGGGGGUGUUCUGUAUGCCCUUCACCCUGGUGGGCCAGCUACUCAGGAACUUCAUCUUCGGCAGCGUCAUGUGCAAGCUCAUCCCAUACUUCCAAGCGGUGUCGGUGUCGGUGGCCGUGUGGACGCUGGUGGCCAUCUCUCUGGAGCGCUACUUCGCCAUCUGCCGGCCGCUGUCGUCGCGGCGCUGGCAGACGCGGUGGCACGCGUGCAAGGUGAUGUGCGCCGUCUGGCUGCUCAGCCUGGCCGCCUCCGCCCCCGUGCUGCUCGCCUCCCGCCUCCAGCAGAUGAGGGAGCCAGGCCGCCACAAGUGCCGCGAGGAGUGGCCGAGCGCGGACGUGGAGCGCGCCUACAACCUGUUCCUGGACGUGGCGCUGCUGCUGGUGCCGCUGCUGCUGAUGGCCGCCGCCUACUCGCUGGUCGUCUCCAAGCUGUGGCGCGGCCUGCGCCGCGAGAUCCGCACCACCUCCUCCACGCCCAGCAGCGAAGUGGCGCCGCCGUCUUCCCCGGGCGGACGAGCCUCGUGCCUGCGGACGCUGCGCCGCGUCGCCGACCAGCACCAGCACCACAGGCAGAGGGCCAGGCCGCCGGCCGUCGCCGUCUCCCUCGUCAUGCACGAGCGCGCGCGCUGCCUCAAGGGUGAGCAGCUGCCAACGGAGAACGGGGGUACCGUCUGCAGCGUGCUGGGAGGCCGGGCUUCGGCCGAGAACAGCGACCACUACCACGACCAGGAGCACGACCAGGAGCACGCUCACGCUCACGACCACGACCACGACAGCGGCGAGGCGGCGCCGGGCCACGCCCUGCGUCGCCAGGCCAUCCGCUCCAACUACGCACGCAAGAGCAUCGAGGCCAAGCGCAAGGUGAUCCGCAUGCUGUUUGUGGUGGUGGCAGAGUUCUUUGUGUGCUGGACACCACUGCACGUGCUCAACACAUGGUAUCUGUUCAAUCCGGAUGCAGUAUAUGCCUAUGUGGGCCGCACGGGCAUUUCACUGGUGCAGCUGGUGGCAUAUGUGAGCUGCUGCUGCCAUCCCAUCACAUACUGCUUCAUGAACCGACGUUUCCGCGCAGCCUUCCUUGGUGCUUUUCGCUGUCCCCGCCGCAGGAGGAGCACACUGUGCCGCUGGUGGGAGUCAUCAAAUUCUCCUGGACACUCACCUUGCCAGACACCCACAGCGCGAAUUCGGAAGCAAGUCUCAUGCUCAGGUACUCACACGGUGCAAAAUGACCAGACGAUGAGAACAAGUAUGCAACUCCCACCAUCACUGUUUCCUGAAGCGAUGACAAAUGAGUAACAGCUACUCAUCUUUAGUGAAACUUCAGUAACAUUUGAUGUUUCUCAAGGUAGCAGUCUCACCUACAUCUCAAUGGAUGUGACAAUAUGAAAAAUAGGGUGUAGCAUUGGUGUAAUUCACUUCAAUAUCCUACUUUGUAUUUUUAAAACAACUUUUGUACAUUGAAUAUACACAUUUAUUCUGUAUGUAGGUGGAAAAAAUACCCAAAAAAUGAAACUGCACCAUUACAUUUGUUUUCAACAGCAGCAAUAUGUGUGCAAGACUAAAAACUUCUCAGGUCUCUGGAUAUUUCUAAUCUUCACGGACGUAACUGAGAUCAAUAAUGUAUAU